Molecule: messenger RNA, 2010 nt
Organism: Coprinopsis cinerea okayama7#130
Lineage: Eukaryota; Fungi; Basidiomycota; Agaricomycetes; Agaricales; Psathyrellaceae
Product: cytochrome p450
Exons: 18
Coding region: 1-2010 (669 amino acids)
Molecular function (GO): iron ion binding; heme binding; monooxygenase activity
Source: RefSeq, a predicted model, not a curated record
AUGUCUUCGAUCAGCCGCUGGAGUUUAACGUUCCCGGAGCGGUGGCUGAAGGACGGGCAACUUGACGACACUCUCCUGGACGCCAACUCGCUCGUGUUCGGCUACGGACGUCGCGUCUGUCCCGGUCGUUAUUUGAGCCAGGAUUCACUCCUCUACAUGACUGCAGCCUUGCUUUCCGUCUUCAACGUAAAGGAUCCCUUCAGCACCCAGCCGUUGUCACUCGAUGUUACUCCGGAACUAUUAUGUGCGAAAGAAGCGAUGGCUCCAGGCAAGCGAGGUGCUGACGCGAUAAACCUUUACUUUUUCGACGGAAUCGGGCAGGUUGUCGGUGCAUCUGUCCUGACGUGGCUGGUGUGGAAGAUCGUAAAGAAGGCGACGACAAAGAACCCGUUGGAUAAGGUUCCCGGUCCGCCCUACAAGUCAUUUUUGAAGGGGAACUUCCCGGAUUUGGUUCAUCCCCGAGCAUGGGACUACCACAUUGAGAUUGCGGAGAAGUAUGGAGGAGUUCUAAAAUUCAAUGGGUUCUUUGGCGAAGCGCACCUAUAUGUAUUCGACCCAAAGGCAUUGCAUCAUAUCAUUGUCAAGGAUCAAUACAUCUAUGACGAAACGGAUUCUUUCUUUGUGGCGAACGAUGUUGUAUUCGGCAAGGGUCUCCUUUCAACUGGAGGAGAGCAUCAUCGCAAGCAACGGAAGAUGUUGAAUCCAGUAUUCUCAAUUGCGCACAUGCGUGAGAUGGUGCCAAUAUUUUAUGACGUCGUGAACAGGCUCGGAAAUGCGAUUGAGGCUCAAGUCGCCAAUGGACCUAAAGAUGUGAGAGCUUUCCUCAUUUGCAAUGAAGUCGCUGACAUUGAAGACGUCGGAAAGAUUGAUAUCCUGGCAUGGAUGACCCGGACUGCAUUGGAACUCAUCGGACAAAGUGGACUAGGAUACUCGUUCGAUCCCAUGACAGAAGAUGGUGAAGAGCAUCCGUAUAGUGUCUCGGUCAAGCUGCUUGUCCCGGCUCUCCACAAACUCAACUUUUCCCGCUUCGUGUUGUUGCCUCUUGUGUACAACAUUGGACCCGCUCGUUUCAGGCGUUUCGUGGUGGACAUCCUCAGUAUCUUCUGGGGAAAUUUGCGCCGAGUCCGAGAUAUUGUCGACAUCAUCACGAACACUUCUGUGACCAUCUAUGAAGAGAAGAAGAAGGCUUUGGCGGAGGGAGACGAAGCGCUGCAAAAUCAGAUCGGGCGAGGGAAGGAUAUCAUCAGCAUUUUGAUGAAAGCCAAUAUGGAAGCCUCUGAAGAGGAUAGGUUGCCGGAAUCAGAGCUACUUGGUCAGAUGUCAACUCUUACCUUCGCUGCGAUGGACACAACCUCCAAUGCCCUAUCUCGCAUCUUCCACUUGUUGAGCGAAAAUCCUGAGGUCCAGGAAAGAUUGCGAGCGGAAAUUCUCGAAGCUAAAGCUCAGAAUGGUGGCGAACUCAUGCACGAUGAACUGGUAAACCUUCCAUUCCUCGAUGCCAUUUGCAGGGAAACGAUGCGAUUGUACCCGCCCGUCCCUAUGCUGCUCCGAGAGGCUCGUCAAGAUAUGAUUCUUCCUGUUUCAAAGCCGAUCAUUGGGACCGACGGACAGGAGAUGAAUGAAAUCCUCGUUCCCAAGGGCACAAAGAUCUUUAUCUCUACUCUUGCUUCCAACAGGAAUACUGACUUAUGGGGCCCCGACGCACACGAGUGGAAACCCGAACGCUGGCUCUCCCCUCUUCCGGAGAAACUUUUGAAGGCGAAGAUUCCCGGUGUUUAUUCCCAUCUGAUGACAUUCCUUGGUGGUGGAAGGUCCUGCAUCGGGUUCAAAUUCUCGCAGCUGGAAAUGAAGGUCGUGUUGGUCACAUUGCUCGAGAAGCUGCGGUUCACUUCACUCGGCAAGAAGGUUUACUGGCAAAUGAACGGUAUUGCACAACCGAUUAUCGAGGAGGAAGGAUCCUUGGAUCCUCAGCUUCCCAUAAAAGUGGAACUAUUGGCUUCCCGAGUGUAA